Molecule: messenger RNA, 186 nt
Organism: Heterostelium album PN500
Lineage: Eukaryota; Evosea; Eumycetozoa; Acytosteliales; Acytosteliaceae
Exons: 2
Coding region: 1-186 (61 amino acids)
Source: RefSeq, a predicted model, not a curated record
AUGACAAUCUUAAACUCAUUAAUAUCCUUAUUUUCAAACUCCAACUCUGAUAUUUUAAAUAGUAUAUCAAACAUUUCCGGAGGUUCAAAUAAUCAAUCAAAUAUAAAUUAUUCAAAUUCAAUUUAUAAUUCAAGAAUAGGACAAACAUCGAAUCAUAUAACAAAAAAUACAUUAUAUUUUUAUUAA